Molecule: messenger RNA, 1511 nt
Organism: Polypterus senegalus (gray bichir)
Lineage: Eukaryota; Metazoa; Chordata; Cladistia; Polypteriformes; Polypteridae
Product: natural killer cells antigen CD94-like
Exons: 6
Coding region: 29-844 (271 amino acids)
Biological process (GO): natural killer cell inhibitory signaling pathway; negative regulation of signaling receptor activity
Cellular component (GO): external side of plasma membrane
Molecular function (GO): protein phosphatase binding; signaling receptor regulator activity
Source: RefSeq, a predicted model, not a curated record
UCUAAUCCACACAAAGUUGCCAGAAAAUAUGACUGAUUCUGUAACCUAUGCGCAAAUAAAGCUGAAAACAAAAGGAAGACAGAAGAAAGCUGUAUUUGACCAUGGUGCCAGUUCUACAAUGGAAAAUGAAGGGCCACCAGUAAAAAGGAAGGUUUACUGCACCCAAUCUGUCUUUCUUUUUUCCAUAGUGUGCACCUUGCUAACUGCAGUCAUAGUCAUCUUGGGUAUAACAAUCAUGAAGAAACUGGCAUACAUUGAAGAAACGGAGAAGAUAUGUUCUAUGCAAAACCUUCAUAAAUAUAUCAUUAGUCUUAAUGAUAAGUUUGAAGAGUUUAAGAGUGACAUCAGUAAAGCUUAUCAGGAAUGCAACAGAAAUCAGACAAGUGAGAACGACAUCUUCAAGCAACAUCUGUUAAGAAGAGUCUGUACAAAUGGCACUGGAAAUAAAGGUUUACCCUGCUUCUUGUGUCCAUUUGAUUGGUUACAAUAUAAGGACAUGUGCUACUUCAUUUCCAAAGAAAAUAAAACCUGGUUUGAAAGUCGAAAUUACUGCAUUGCAGCCAAAGCAGACCUGAGUGAAUUUAAGGAUCCACAUCACCUGACAUUCUUACAAGAAAAACUAAAUGAAGGAGAGGGUGGUUAUUGGAUUGGCCUAAGACAACAAUCUUCUAUCGAACCUUGGAAAUGGUUGGAUGGAACUACUCUAGACGUUAAACAAUCUCCAUUUCAUGUUGUUACUAAUUCUGGAAGCAGUCAUGUCUAUAUAACAAAGAAAAAUAUAUUUACUGGAAUGGCUCAGAACAAGAAAAUGUGCAUUUGCUCAAGGUCUGCUGCUUCUGUUUAACUUCAACUUUCUCACGAAAAAAAUUGAGAAGACAACACAACAGUAUUAUAUUUCAAGCUAUAAUAGUCAACCUGCAUUUUUUUGAGUUACAGUAAAUGGAAGUAUUUUUGCAAUAACCCAACAGAAUUAUUUUGCUAUAAUGCUGGAACAUAAGAACUUAUAGGUUUAUUAACUGGUUGAAUAGAAUAGUUUAUGAAUUGAUACACUCCUGCCAUGUCCAUUUUAUAUGGUUUAAUACAUUUAACUUGCUCAGAGAUUAAAAGUUCAGUAGACAUAUAAUUUGUACUCAUGAUGAUUUUUUUUUUCUCAUCGGCCAUUGAAAGCCUAAUCACUCCUGCAUCAAUUCAGCAACUCAAACUAUUUCAAAUACUUAGAACAUUUGAGGUUUCUAGUGGCAAUGUCUAUCAAUAUAUACUGUUUUAACUUCCUGAAAGACACAUUUUUAAAAGGCCAAACAAGUCAGAUGAGACUUCCUUGUCCCCAGCAAUAAUCUCCAGUUCCUACUGAGGAAUUAUAAGGUGCUUCCAGGCAGGCUGAGAGAUUAUAUAAUAUUCCCAAAGUGAUCUGGAUUGGUGGGCUACAACUUAAAAAAUGUACAGUACAUAUCACCUCAGUUGGCUACUUUUGACUUUGUCUAACAGUAGGUGUAAUCUGAGGGACCUCCAGA